Leopardus geoffroyi (Geoffroy's cat) is the source of this 1726-nucleotide messenger RNA. It is a transcript of the gene FSCN2, whose product is annotated as fascin actin-bundling protein 2, retinal. Lineage: Eukaryota; Metazoa; Chordata; Mammalia; Carnivora; Felidae. Gene Ontology annotation, biological process: establishment or maintenance of cell polarity; actin filament bundle assembly; cell migration. The coding region runs from base 200 to 1678 and encodes 492 amino acids. The record is from RefSeq and is a predicted model, not a curated record. Gene Ontology annotation, cellular component: actin cytoskeleton; cytoplasm. The transcript has 5 exons. Gene Ontology annotation, molecular function: protein-macromolecule adaptor activity; actin filament binding.
UCUGAUCCGCCCUCCCGCCCGCCCUCCGCUGCCCGCGGGCCAUGUAAGAACGGCCCCGGGGGCUCCGCAGCCGCUGGUCAGAGGGCAGCGGGUCCAUGACGCCGGCCAGGCCUCCGGGGGACCUCGGGGGCCGUGAGCACGCAGAGAGAGCUUCCCGGGCCCCUCGGGGGCGGGGGGGCGCCGAGGGCCAGCCCCGAAGAUGCCCACCAACGGCCUGCACCAGGUGCUGAAGAUCCAGUUUGGCCUGGUCAACGACACUGACCGCUACCUGACAGCUGAGAGCUUCGGCUUCAAGGUCAACGCCUCGGCACCCAGCCUCAAGCGGAAGCAGAUGUGGGUGCUGGAGCCUGACCCAGGGCAGGGCCCGGCUGUGCUGUUCCGCAGCAGCCACCUGGGCCGCUACCUGUCAGCCGAGGAGGACGGGCGCGUGGCCUGCGAGGCGGAGCAGCCGGGUCGUGACUGCCGCUUCCUGGUCCUGCCGCAGCCCGACGGGCGCUGGGUGCUGCGGUCGGAGCCCCACGGCCGCUUCUUCGGUGGCACCGAGGACCGGCUGUCCUGCUUCGCCACGGCCAUCUCCCCGGCCGAGCUGUGGACCGUACACCUGGCCAUCCACCCGCAGGCCCACCUGCUGAGCGUCAGCCGCAGGCGCUACGUGCACCUGUGCCCGCAGGAGGACGAGAUGGUGGCGGACAGCGACACGCCGUGGGGCGUGGGCGCGCUCAUCACCCUCAUCUUCCAGAACCGGCAGUACUGCCUCAGGUCCUGUGACAGCCGCUACCUGCGCAGCGACGGCCGCCUCGUGUGGGAGCCCGAGCCCCGAGCCCGCUACACGCUGGAGUUCAAGGCGGGCAAGCUGGCCUUCAAGGACUGUGAUGGCCGCUACCUGGCGCCCGUGGGCCCCACUGCCACGCUCAGGGCGGGUCGCAACACGAGGCCCGGCAAGGACGAGCUCUUCGACCUGGAGGAGAGUCACCCGCAGGUGGUGCUGGUGGCCGCCAACCACCGCUACGUGUCCGUGCGGCAAGGGGUCAACGUCUCAGCCAACCAAGACGAGGAACUGCAUCAUGAGACCUUCCUGAUGCAAAUUGACCAGGAGACAAAGAAGUGUACCUUCUAUUCCAGCACGGGGGGCUACUGGACCCUGGUCACCCAUGGGGGCAUCCAGGCCACGGCCACACAAGUUUCGGCCAGCACCAUGUUUGAGGUGGAGUGGCGCGGCCGGCGGGUGGCACUCAAGGCUAGCAAUGGGCGCUACGUGUGCAUGAAGAAGAAUGGGCAGCUGGCGGCCACCAGCGACUUUGUGGGUGAGGACGAGGAGUUCAUUCUCAAGCUCAUCAACCGCCCCAUCCUCGUGCUGCGGGGCCUGGACGGCUUCGUCUGCCACCGUCGUGGCUCCAACCAGCUGGACACCAACCGCUCGGUCUACGACGUCUUCCGCCUGAGCUUCAGCGACGGCGCCUACCACAUCCGAGGCCGUGGCGGCGGCUUCUGGUACACCGGCAGCCACGGCAGCGUGUGCAGCGACGGCGAGCGCGCCGAGGACUUCCUCUUCGAGUUCCGCGAGCGCGGCCGCCUGGCCAUCCGCGCCCGGAGCGGCAAGUACCUGCGCGGCGGCGCCUCGGGGCUGCUGCGCGCGGACGCGGACGCUCCCGCCGGGGUCGCGCUCUGGGAGUACUGAGCGGGCGGCCGGCCGGCCUGUCCCCCAUUAAACCGUGUCUGUGUCGCA